This is a messenger RNA of Prosopis cineraria, 1609 nucleotides long. Its product is annotated as probable protein phosphatase 2C 47. Gene Ontology annotation, biological process: protein dephosphorylation. Bases 335 to 1441 code for a protein of 368 amino acids. The transcript is spliced from 4 exons. NCBI's taxonomy places the organism in Eukaryota, Viridiplantae, Streptophyta, Magnoliopsida, Fabales, Fabaceae. Gene Ontology annotation, molecular function: protein serine/threonine phosphatase activity; cation binding. The record is from RefSeq and is a predicted model, not a curated record.
GUGAGGGAGCCACGUGUCACUCUCAGCCUCUCCUACAAUGGCGUCCGUGAAACUUGCCAUUGCCAUUCACCUUCCUUCCACUUCUCUCACUCUUCCCUUCUCCCUUCAUUUAUCAUCACCCCUCUCUCUCCCUCUCUCCAUUCACAUCCCAACCCUAAUCAAACCAUUUUCUUCUUCACUUCGAUCUCAUUCUUCAUUCUCAUGAUCGCAUUCAAGUGGAAUAUUUAAUACUCGCUCCUUCAUCAUUAUAUGUGACGGUGUUCUAUAUGGGAAAACGAUUACUGCCCCAGCUGGGACUGAUUUCUUGUCUCCUCCUCAUCAAACGCCGACGACGAUGAAAAGUGGCGGCAGCAAUGAUGGAGGUGCAUUCAUGGAGGAUCCUAAUGGAGGCACUAAUUUAAAUCAGUCUUGUAGUGGCAAGCCUCCUAGAGACGCUUCCGCCAUGCGUCAUUGCGCUAGUUCUACCUUCCUUGCCGAUUCGGAAGCAGAUAUUGUGAGUGUAGAAUUGAAAACAGCGGCCACGACGACGGAGGAGAAAUCGGAGUUUUGGCCUAUAUUUCGAUCUGGAAGCUGUUCUGAAAAAGGACCGAAGCAGUACAUGGAGGAUGAAUUCAUCGCUGUCGAUGAUCUCCAUGAACAUGUUCCUCCAGGAAGUCGCCUUCCUUCUCCUGGAGCUUUUUAUGGGAUAUUUGAUGGGCACGGAGGCACGGAUGCAGCAUUGUUUACGAGAAAGAACAUCCUCAAGUUUAUCACUGCGGACUCAAACUUCCCUUGCAGCAUCAGAAAGGCUAUCAAGAGUUCAUUUGUGAAGGUGGAUCACGCAUUAGCAGAUGCCAUUUCUCUUGAUAUGUCUUCAGGCACCACUGCUUUGAUAGCCCUCAUGAUGGGAAGAAGUAUGAUGAUAGCUAAUAUAGGCGAUUCUCGAGCUGUGUUGGGAAAACGAGGCAGAGCCAUUGAACUAUCAAAAGAUCACAAGCCAAACUGCACAUCGGAGAGAUUAAGAAUCGAGAAACUGGGCGGAGUGAUCUACGACGGAUACCUGAACGGCCAGCUGUCGGUGGCAAGGGCUCUAGGAGACUGGCACAUCAAGGGGUCAAAAGGAUCGAAGAGCCCACUAAUCUCAGAACCAGAGAUCGAAGAGGUGGAGUUAACGCAAGACGACGAGUACUUAAUAAUGGGGUGUGAUGGGUUGUGGGACGUGAUGAGCAGCCAGUGUGCGGUGACGACAGUGAGGAAAGAGCUGAUGAAACACAACGAUCCUGCGAGGUGUGCGAAAGCGCUCGUCAUAGAAGCGCUCCAACGUAAUACAUGCGACAAUCUAACUGUUGUCGUUGUCUGUUUCUCCCAGCAUCCUCCUCCCAAGCUGCAAGUUCCUGUGUUGCACAAGAGGAGGAGCAUCUCAGCUGAAGGCUUGGACCUUCUCAAGGGCGUCCUCUCUUGAAUUCUUUCAUUUCUUUAUGUCUAUAGAUGCUCACACUUUUCUUGUGAUUUGUACAUAGUUUCGUUUAUACAAAUCGUAGGGGAAUUUUUCUGACUAGUUUGACAUAUGUAUUUUCUUCAAAUUAGUAACGUUACACGUUUGUAGUACUAUACUUUAUGAUACAUGAAA